GUGGCCGGACGUCGUUGACUUGUUGAUUUAAUUUUUUUGCAAAAUCAUCUUUUGCCGUAUGGGUUUUUGGCUUAUACGGUCAUUGUCUAUACUCUAUAGCGCUCAGUGAGACAAUGACUGUCUCGCAAAUCCAAAAUAUCCAGGAUAUGGCUGCGAUCUAUAGUGAGGGGUUAACGCUAUGUAAUAGGGAUGACCGUCUUUCGAAGGCGUUUAUAAGCCUGACGAGUGAGGCCAGAGAACUGUAUUUACCUGAGAAAAUAUUCGAAUUUGAAGGCGCGCCCACACCACUGGAAUUUCAUCGUAACUGGGUGUGCCCAAACAUCCCUGUGAUUUUCAAGAAUUCUAUCAAUCAUUGGGCUGCUCUAAAGAAGUGGUCCUUACCUUACCUCAGGGAAGAACUUGGGGGCAAAGAAGUAAGUGUAGCUGUCACACCUAAUGGCCUGGCAGAUGCCGUGUAUGAGAAUAAGUUCAUCUUACCUGAAGAGAGAAGAUUGCUUUUUUCCGAUUUUUUAGACAUAAUGGAAUUUCCUCACUUGGGGAAAUCUGGGAUUUUUUAUAUUCAGAAACAAAAUGGGAACUUCAUUGAAGAAUUUUCUGCAAUUAUUGGUGAUGCUGAGACAGACAUUAAAUGGGCAACAGAAGCCUUUGGUAAAGAACCAGAUGCUGUUAACUUCUGGAUGGGAGAUCAUAGGGCAAUAACAUCACUUCAUAAAGAUCAUUAUGAGAAUCUUUAUUGUGUUAUAUCAGGCCAAAAAACAUUUAAACUAUACCCUCCGACAGAUAUGCCUUAUAUACCCCAUCAAAACUUCAAGGUAGCUCGUUAUAAUGAAAACAAAUCUAACAAGUUUGAGAUAAUCUCUGAAAAAAGUGAUGCAAUUCCAUGGAUACCAGUAGAUCCACUAAACCCGGACUACAAAACUUAUCCUGAGUUUGCUAAAGCAAAAGCAGUCACUUGUACAAUACAAGAAGGAGAUGUUCUUUACCUCCCAUCAUUGUGGUUCCAUCAUGUCCAACAAACACAAGCUACCAUUGCAAUCAACUUUUGGUAUGAUAUGGAGUAUGACAUAAAGUAUAAUUACUUUAAAUUUAUUGAACAGCUAUGUCAGUAGUGAAGAAAUCUUUUCAG
This is a messenger RNA of Dendronephthya gigantea, 1126 nucleotides long. RefSeq names its product bifunctional peptidase and (3S)-lysyl hydroxylase JMJD7-like. Bases 114 to 1109 code for a protein of 331 amino acids. The transcript has a single exon. Gene Ontology annotation, molecular function: 2-oxoglutarate-dependent dioxygenase activity. The record is from RefSeq and is a predicted model, not a curated record. NCBI's taxonomy places the organism in Eukaryota, Metazoa, Cnidaria, Anthozoa, Malacalcyonacea, Nephtheidae.